AUAGAAGGUUUUAUUUGUUUAUUAAAAGGUUUAAAAGAAAGAAAAUAACAACAAACAAAAGGUUGUGGUUUACACACUCUUAUUUUCGGCCAGGGCCUAAAAUAGGAGUAGGAAAACUUUAUUUUGAAAAGGAAAUAUUUUGGAUGUUUAGGGAAGUGGAGGGAGUAUACAUUUCCCUAAUUUUGCUCAAAUUAGUUCGUCUCUUUGGACCCCUUUGUCGCAACACGCAACUUGGAGGAGCCAGGCUCUCUCCACCAAGCUCCAGUCCAGCGCCGCUCCGCAGCGCCCUUCCUCUUUUCCCGCUCUCCUCCCCGCAGUCUGCCACAGUGUAUCUCCUCCGGUCUCCCAGCGACCUGCAGACAGCAGGCUCCGGCAACAUCUAAGCCUUCAUCUUCUUCUUUUAUCCAGUUCCUAGCAUAUGUAUGCUUUUGGAUGUCUAUAAGUGAUGGGUUUUGUGGGAAAAUGGAGUCGUGUACAUCAACAUGGGAAACACAUGACAAGGUCUUACUACCAUAAAUGGUCUCUUUCUCCAACAUCAUUAUCUCUACCAGUUCUUGAGAGGUACAAGUUUCAAGGUACUUUGAUCCAAAGGCAUCUGCUACAUACUUUCAAGCUACCUAGCAACGGUCAUGGAAAGAAAGAUAUAAGGUUGAUUAGAUGGUCAGAUAUAUGUUUAGGUUGUAGCCAGUUGAGGUUUUAUAGCUCUGAAGGUGAUGGGAGAAAUGCACGUGAGGAUCAAUGCCCCAAUACUAUAAACGAGGGUAGCAUGAAAGAAAAAGUUGGUGAACAUGUGAGAUAUUGUGAUGCACAUGUUGAACUUGGUGAGCUAGAGCAAAAGGAAUGGCUAAACAAUGAAAAGCUAUCAAUUGAGAAUAAGAAGAAAGAGUCACCUUUUCUUUCUAGAAGAGAAAGAUUUAAAAAUGAGUUUUUAAGGCGGAUUGUCCCAUGGGAGAGUAUAGCUAUAUCAUGGGACACAUUUCCUUAUUAUGUCCCAGAACAUUGUAAGAGCCUCCUGAUAGAAUGUGCUGCCUCACAUCUAAAGUACAACAAGCUUUCUUUGGAUUACGGUUGCCAUUUAAAUGCAUCCAGUGGGAGAAUUAUGCUUCACACGGUUCCUGGUGCUGAACUUUACCGAGAAAGAAUAGUUAGAGCAGUUGCAAAGGAUUUGAAAGUUCCACUGUUAGUUCUUGAUAACAGCAUUCUAGCUUCCUAUGAUUUCACUGAAGAUUGCUCUACUGAAAGUGAGUCUGAUGAUGAUGCAGAAUCUGCUGAAGAGUAUACUUCAGAGUCUGAAGCUGAUGAUGUUACUGAUGCAGCUGAUGAGGAAUGGGAAAGCAAUGGGGAUAAGUCUGAAGCCACGGAUGAUGAGGGGGAUGUCCACACAUCUGAUGAAGUACUAAAGAAACUUGUUCCACACAAUCCUGAAAGCUUUGAGAAGCAAGUAUCGGGGGAAAGUGAAGAUUCCUUUGAGUCCACAUCAUCUGAAGCUUCUAAUCUCUCGGAAGAUGUGAAACAACCAUUUAAAAAAGAUCUGUUGGCAGGUGAUCCAAUCAAAUAUGUGGGAUCUUCUGUAACCAUUGAAGCUGAUAACAGGAUUGUUUUGGGGAAGAUGGCUACUUCUGAUGGCCCAACAAAUGUUUAUACUGUAAUUCAUGGCAGAACAUUAGCCAGUGGUCAGCGAGGGGAGGUGUAUGAGUUGAAUGGUGACCAAGUUGCAGUUAUUCUUGAUAACAAAAUGGAUGAAGAGAAGGGUGAGAAACCCAUGGCCAUGCCAGAAGUUGCUAAGCCAUCAAUAUACUGGAUACCUGUCAAGCACAUUGAACAUGACAAUGACGUUCAGGCUGAAGAGAUAUACAUUGCUAUGGAGGCACUUAGUGAGGUCCUAAAGUCUGUGCAGCCACUUAUUGUUUACUUUCCAGAUUCCUCUCUGUGGUUUUCUAAAACUGUGUCCAAACCAAACCGAAAAAAGUUUUUUGAGAAGGUGCAAGAAAUGUUUGAUCAGUUACGUGGACCAGUCAUUUUGAUUUGUGGCAAAAACAAGAUUGAGAGCGGAUCAAAAGAAAAAGAAAAUUUUAGAGUGAUACUUCCAAAUUUGGCGCGUCUUGCUAAGCUGCCUCUUUCUUUAAAGCAGCUUACUGAGAGAGUGCCUGCCUCAAAACAUUCCAUUGAUGAUGGAAUCCAUAGGCUAUUCGCUAACAUUAUGUUCAUUCCAUCCCCUAAGGAUGAAGAUAUCCUUGGAACAUUCAAUAAGCAAAUGGAAGAAGAUAGGAAAUUUAUGAUAUCUCGGAGAAACUUUACUGAAUUGCACAAGGUUCUUGAGGAGCACAAUCUAUAUUGCUUGGACUUGUUGCUUGUCAAUUCUACUGGGGUGAAACUAACAAAACAAAAAGCAGAAACAGUUGUGGGCUGGGCGAAAAAUCAUUAUUUGUCAUCUUGCAAAGAACCUUACAUAAAGGGAGAUAGGAUGUACUUGCCUCGCGAAAGCCUUGAAGUUGCAAUUUUGAGAUUAAAAGAACAGGAAGCGAUGUCAAAAAAGCCUUCACAUGGUCUGAAGAGUCUUGCGAAGAAUGAGUAUGAGCGUAACUUUAUUUCAGCAGUUGUUCCUCCUGGUGAGAUAGGAGUGAGGUUUGGCGAUGUUGGUGCCCUUGAAGAUGUGAAAAAAGCGUUGAAUGAACUUGUCAUUCUGCCUAUGCGGAGACCAGAGCUUUUCUCACGUGGCAAUCUGUUGCGGCCUUGCAAAGGAGUGUUACUAUUUGGGCCACCUGGCACUGGGAAAACCCUUAUUGCAAAAGCACUUGCAACAGAGGCUGGGGCAAAUUUUUUGAAUGUUACUGGUUCAUCACUUACGUCUAAGUGGUUUGGAGAUGCUGAGAAGCUAACUAAGGCUCUGUUCUCUUUUGCUAGCAGACUGGCACCGGUAAUCAUCUUCAUUGAUGAGGUUGACAGCUUACUUGGUGCUCGUGGCGGUGCUUCUGAGCAUGAGGCUACUCGAAGAAUGCGUAAUGAAUUUAUGUCUGCAUGGGAUGGCUUGAGGACAAAAGAUAGUCAACAAAUUCUCAUUCUUGGUGCAACAAACCGGCCAUUUGACCUUGAUGAUGCUGUUAUUCGUCGUUUACCUAGACGAGUGCUUGUGGUUACACAGGAAGGAAGCAGAGCUGAUCCAAAUCCUCCUAUUCUAAGGCCUCUCAAUUUAACAGACUUCUUCCAAUCCAAAACCAAGGUGGGACCAUCAGUUGCAUAUGACGCAGCUAGCAUGAAUGAGUUGAGGAAAUGGAACGAACGGUAUGGCGAAGGAGGGAGCAGGAGAAUGUCACCUUUUGGCUUUUGAAACAAAAACUUCAAAUGGCCAUUUUGCAGUUAUGCAGAGAGGCUCCUAUCUUGAGGUUAGGAAUCACAGUUUCCAAUAUAAAUUUGGUUUUGUUUCAUAUAGGAAUCUCUGUUGUCCAUAACAUCUCUUUUUUUUUAAAGAUAAUAUUUGUUAUUUUUAUGUAGCAGUUGUAGGAUAUUGUCCCAUAGUUAUUUUCAAUGGGUUCACCAUACACAACCAACAUUUAUGACCUUUGGUUGCAUAAUUGUCAUUUAUUUUCCAUUUUUAAUGCUCUUUUAGUCCCGUCGAUUUGUAAUCUCCCCGUUAAAUAAUCUUCAUGUUUUGGAUUUCAUUGACUACUUGCGGUUAUUUUUUAUUCAAUUUAUGUCAUUGCCAGUGUAAAAUUUAAAAAUAAAUUUUAGGGUCACGU
Cuscuta campestris is the source of this 3737-nucleotide messenger RNA. The record is from the annotation of a GenBank genome assembly. NCBI's taxonomy places the organism in Eukaryota, Viridiplantae, Streptophyta, Magnoliopsida, Solanales, Convolvulaceae.